CUACUAGCCGCCUCACUCGUCAUAAAUGAAAGUGAAAGUAAAUCUUUUUGAUGUUUCGCCAUUUAAAACAGACAUAAUUGAUCAUUUACCAGACAGAAUAUGUUUAAAACUGUAUUAGUGUCAUUUAUAAAAGUUUAGGCAGGAAUUGCUAAUCGAUGGAAAAGCUGUAGGAUUUCUGUGAAUCGAUCCAUCAUGGAUGACACACACGGAACCAGAAAUGAAGAUUGUUUUCCAGGAUGCAGCUCAGUUCAUCAGAAGAGAUCAGAACCAGAGCCCAGCUGUGUGUCUAUGAAGAGUGAUGUGUCUAUGGAUAAGCCAAUACAGUUUAAGAGUGGAGAUAGACGGACUGGCCUCCGCUCAGUUCAUCAUAGGAGAUCAGAACCAGAGCCCAGCUGUGUGUCUAUGAAGAGUGAUGUGUCUAUGGAUAAGCCAAUACAGUUUAAGAGUGGAGAUAGACGGACUGUCCUCCGCUCAGUUCAUCAUAGGAGAUCAGAACCAGAGCCCAGCUGUGUGUCUAUGAAGAGUGACAUGUCUAUGGAUCAGCCAAUACAGUUUAAGAGUGGAGAUAGACGGACUGUCCUCCGCUCAGUUCAUCAGAGGAGAUCAGAACCAGAGUUCAGCUGUGUGUCUAUGAAAAGUGACGUGUCUAUGGAUCAGCCAGUACAUUUGAAGAGUGGAGAUACACAGCCUGGUCUGAGUCAUAAAGCCGACUGCCUCAACACAUUUAGAUCAAACCUGAGGAAGAAGUUUCAGUGUCUGAAUGAAGGAACAGCAAAGCAGGGAAACGCAACACUCCUGAAUGAGAUUUACACAGAGCUCUACAUCACAGAGAGUGAAAGUGGAGAGAUCAGUAAUGAGCAUGAGGUGAGACAGAUUGAGACACAAUCCAGGAGAGCAGCAACAGAGGACACACCGAUCAAAUGCAAUGACAUCUUUAGACCUUUACCUGGACAAGACAAACCCAUCAGAACUGUGCUGACAAAGGGAGUUGCUGGCAUUGGAAAAACAGUCUCUGUGCAGAAGUUCAUUCUGGACUGGGCUGAAGGGAAAGAGAAUCAGGACGUCCAGCUCAUAUUUCCACUUUCUUUCAGAGAGCUCAACUUGAUGAAGGACAAAACACUCAGUCUUUCAGAUGUUCUUCAUGUCUUUUUCCCUGAAACCAAAGAAAUGGAAAUAUCCGGUGAUGAAUAUAAAGUGUUGUUCAUCUUUGAUGGUUUGGAUGAGUGUCGUCUGUCUCUGAACUUUAAGAGCAAAGUGAAACUGUGUAAUAUAUCUAAAUCAGCCUCAGUGGAUGAGCUGCUGAUGAACCUCAUUGUGGGGAAUCUGCUUCCCUCUGCUCUCAUCUGGAUCACCUCCAGACCAGCAGCAGCUGAUCUCGUCCCCUCUGAGUGUGUCCAUCGAGUGACAGAGGUACGAGGCUUCAAUGAGCCACAGAAGGAGGAAUACUUCAAGAAGAGAAUCAGUGAUCAGAGACUGGCCGACAGGAUCAUUUCACACCUGAAGUCAUCAAGGAGCCUCCACAUCAUGUGCCACAUCCCAGUGUUCUGCUGGAUCUCAGCCACAGUUUUAGAGAAGAUGUUGAGUGAAGCAGAGAAAGGAGAGAUUCCCAAGACUCUCACUCAAAUGUACACACACUUCCUGAUCAUUCAGACCAACAUCAAACAUGAGAAGGACUAUGAGAAGAAAGUGAAAGAUGAAGACAUGAUUCUCAAACUGGGGAAAUUGGCUUUCCAGCAGCUUGUGAAAGGCAACCUGAUCUUCUAUGAUGAAGACCUGAGAGAGUGUGGCAUUGAUGUGACAGAAGCAUCAGUGUACUCAGGAUUGUGCACUCAGAUCUUCAGAGAGGAGUUUGGCUUGUAUCAGGGGAAAGUCUUCUGCUUUGUUCAUCUGAGCAUUCAGGAACAUCUAGCAGCUCUUUAUGCACACAUUUACUGUACAAACAAGAACAUAAAUGUGUUUGAAAAAACCAAGCAAAGUCUCUUUUCUAAAAUUCCAAACCAGAAGAAAUAUCAUUCAUUAUCUGAGUUGCAUCAGAUAGCUCUAAAUAAGGCCUUUAAGAGUAAAAAUGGACAUCUGGACCUUUUCCUGCGUUUUGUUCUGGGUCUCUCAUUGGAGUUCAAUCAGACUCUCUUACAAGAACUAAUGACACAGACAGGAAGCUGCUCCUACAACAAAGAGGAAACAGUUCAGUUCAUCAAACAGAAGAUCAGGGAGAAUCCCUCUCCAGAGCGAUCCAUCAAUCUGUUCCACUGUCUGAAUGAACUGGGUGAUGAUUCACUGAUGCAGGAGAUCCAACUUUAUCUGAAAUCUGGAAAAAUAGGAGAAACCAAACUCUCCUCUUCACAGUGGUCAGCUCUGGUUUAUGUGUUGCUGACAUCAGAGCAGACGAUGGAAGUUUUCAAUCUAAAACUGUUUAUUGGAGAACAAAAUACAGCAGAUGAAGUUCUUCAGAAGCUGAUGCCUGUGGUUAAAGAAUCCAGAUCAGUUCAACUACAGUUCUGUAACCUCACCGCUCAUUCCUGUGAGAGUUUGUCUUCAGCUCUACAAUCCACAAACAUGUUCCUGGGAGAGCUCGACCUGAGUAACAAUGACCUGCAGGAUUCAGGAGUGAAGCUUCUUUCUAAUGGACUGAAGAGUCCAAAAUGUCAUCUGCAGAUACUGAGGCUGUCUGGCUGUAUGGUGACAGAGGAAGGUUGUGGUUAUGUGUCUUCAGCUCUGAGUUCAAACCCCUCACACCUGAAGGAGCUGGAUCUGAGCUACAAUCACCCAGGAGAUUCAGGUGUCAAGCUUCUCUCUGACAAACUCAACCAUCCAAACUACAGACUGGACAAACUCAACACCAUUCUUUUGGCUUAUGAGACGCUGAUUAUCUAUAUCUGCACUAGGUGGCACCAGCAGGGUAUAAUCAACACCAACCGCAACUGAAGUCAAUGGUGGCUUAACUUUGGUUUCUAAGGGCUCAUCAUUGAAUGGGUGUUCUGUGAAAGAUUCUCUUGAGUGCUGUUGUACAUACUCACAGGUACGCUGAGCAACAUGGACUGGCUGCAUGUCAGGAACUGGUUUUACAUGAAGUUUGCCACUUUCAAGCUCUUCCUCUUCUUCCUCAUAUGCUGCUGCUUCAGCUGAAGUGACUGCUGCUGCAUGUUCAACUUGUAAGAUGUGCUUUUUGUUUCAACAUACUUGCUUCAAUUUCCGCUUUUUGUUUUAUCAUAUUUGCUUCUUUUUCUGCAUAGGCGAUUUGAGGGCAUGCUGCAACUGCUUUUGCUCUGGCUCUCAUGGCUGCUGAACUUGUGCUGGACCUUUUUGAUGAUGACCUGGAAGAUUGAGAUUGUAUUUCCAUCUGCUGAAGAGGCUCUGUGAAUGUCUUUAUAUGCGCCCCUUCCUCAGUUGGUUGAUAGCUUGCUCCUUGUUGUUGCUCCAUUGUGAAUUGCACUUUAUCUUCAGGGGGAGGAACUGUCUUGGAAGACCGGAGUAUCAUGAGCUGUUCAUGCAGUGAUCUUGUUAAGCUUAUUCCGCUGUGAUGUUGACUUUUUACUAUUCCGCCCUUAUAGCACGUGACUGUGCUCCAUUAGACAGAUAGUGAACAUUUAGAAUAAAGUCCCAAGGCGUACUUUUCUUGGUUAUUAUUCUUUACUGUAAAACUGCAAAUACAAAAAAUAAAAUUUGUAAAUAAACAUUUCAGGCAGUUUGUAGCAUCGCUUGCUACAAUCAAACAUCCAUAAUAACUUGAUUAAAUUCGUAAAUUACUUUUUAGUCAAAUGUUUUCCAAGAAUAAACUGUUAAAAGAUCGCACAUAUGAGCUGUGCUGCGUCAUCUUUGUCUCUCUCUCGUUUCUGAACGUUCUAGAACAUGCGCACUUCUGCAAGAUCAGAUCGCGAUUUCAAAAUAAAAGUCCCGAUUCACAAUAUAUAUAAAUAAAAUAGUAAAAUAAUACACACAAAAUACAAUUUUGAUUUCUAAGAGCAACACACAUAUUACUCAGACUCAUUGGAGGGUGAAAACAAUGCAAUAGGAGCAUGUUGGAGGCUUGAUCUGAACUGUAAAGUCUCUGAUUUUGUGUGCAAAAAGAAUUAUUGUGCUACCUAUUUGGUUUCAGUUCAUAUUGUCUCUUAAACAGACACGCAAACGGAAGCACUGACUCUCCCGUAUGUCUUAAAGGUUUAAGUCACAGAUGUCCCCAGAAUGUGUCUGUGAAGUUUCAGCUCUAAAUACCCCACAGAUAAUUUAUUAUGCAUGUUGUAAAUACUCAUUUUGAUUGCAAGCAAAAACAUGCUGUUUUCAUGCAUGUUUCUUUAAUGUAAAUGAGCUGCUGCUCCUCGCCCCCCUAUCCAGAAUAAUGCCUAUCUUGGAUACUCUGCCAAAUACUAACAACAUCUGCUUGGUUUUGAUUACCAUCUAUAUCGCAAUUACUGUCCAAAAUUCCCUCCUCAUGCUUGUGCAAGUCAAACUUGUUUUAUCUGGUGCAUGCGCAUGUAACGGAGGCCAACUUUGUGAGUAAACCUCACUCCUCUGGUCUCAAGAGAUGCUCUAGCGACUGACACUAGAGGUUGCAGCCUUUAGACUCCUUGUUAGAGCGUCCAACUCCCACGCUGAAGACCCAGUUUCGAGGCCCGUGCAGAGCGGGGUGAGUAGGACCUGGGUGGAGGGGUUACACACAGAAAGUUUUGUUUCAGCAGAGUUAUGUUAUAGGCCUAUGAGUUUUCUGACUUUGUUUUUUCCUUUAAAAGUCUGCUUUUCCCUGUGUGGUAUUGCUGUGCGUUAAUAACUCUGCAAGUAACAAUAUUUAUUAUAAUUGUAGAUGUAUUUCAGAGUGUUUCAUAGCAUAAUUCAGUUGAUUUUACUUCAGAAGUAUUAUUGUGUCAAUAUUAGGGGUGCAACGGUUCAAAUUGCUCACGGUUCGGUUCGUUCGGUUUUAGGGUCACGGUUUCGGUACGGUUCG
Messenger RNA from Megalobrama amblycephala (Wuchang bream), 4939 nucleotides. RefSeq names its product NLR family CARD domain-containing protein 3-like. NCBI's taxonomy places the organism in Eukaryota, Metazoa, Chordata, Actinopteri, Cypriniformes, Xenocyprididae. The record is from RefSeq and is a predicted model, not a curated record. Gene Ontology annotation, molecular function: protein binding. The coding region runs from base 193 to 2925 and encodes 910 amino acids. The transcript is spliced from 10 exons.